Saccostrea cuccullata (small rock oyster) is the source of this 1509-nucleotide messenger RNA. Its product is annotated as glycine receptor subunit alpha-2-like. Gene Ontology annotation, biological process: nervous system process; signal transduction; regulation of membrane potential. Bases 10 to 1275 code for a protein of 421 amino acids. Gene Ontology annotation, cellular component: plasma membrane; neuron projection; synapse. The record is from RefSeq and is a predicted model, not a curated record. Gene Ontology annotation, molecular function: chloride channel activity; excitatory extracellular ligand-gated monoatomic ion channel activity; transmembrane signaling receptor activity. NCBI's taxonomy places the organism in Eukaryota, Metazoa, Mollusca, Bivalvia, Ostreida, Ostreidae. The transcript has 9 exons.
UAAUAGAAGAUGCUGGUCUUGUACUGCGUAGUGCUUCCAUUAUUUUUUCAUAAUGGUGAUUUGCAACUUUUGAAUUAUACAAAAAGCACGGAGUUUGGAGGAAAAGAGCAGAAAAUCAUAGACGAUUUAUUGAGUCAUUAUGAUAAAAGAGUUUCUCCCACAGAUGCUGUAGGCGAAGGUUCAGUCUUAGAUACUGUACAAUUAUACAUACUGAGCUUGGACUCCUCCGGAGAUUCAACAAUGGAAUUCAAGAUGAGCUUCUUUUUGCGACAAAGAUGGAAGGAUGUACGAUUGAGCCAUAACUUUAGUGGCAUCUCUGUGCUUGAACUUCAUCAUUUGGCCAUUGAAGCUGUCUGGGUUCCGGACAUUUACUUUGUCAAUGAAGAGACAGCCCAUUUCCAUAGUGUUUCUGUUCCUAAUAAAAUGUUAAACGUUUAUCCCGACGGUCAAGUGUCCUACAGCAUACGAGUAACAGGGACAUAUUCAUGCCAUAUGGAUUUGCGAAAGUACCCUUUAGACAAACAGAUAUGCUCUGUUUCCAUAGAAAGCUAUGGACAUAGUACAAGGUCAUUGAUUGUUCGCUGGAAUACACCACCAGUCAUUCUCAGCAAAAACAUAAAGAUGACUCAAUUCACUAUCGUGAAAACAGUGCCUUACACGUGUGAUCAACAGUACAUGGAGCAUAAUUACUCUUGCAUCAAACUGGACCUGCACAUGACAAGGAUGAAUGGAUUCUAUUUUAUUCACAUGUAUGUGCCUUCCAUCCUCAUCGUGAUGCUCUCUUGGAUAUCCUUCUGGCUCGAUAUCGAGGCUACAGCAGCAAGGAUUUCAUUGGGAAUUCUCACCGUACUAGCAAUGACGACACAAAAUAAUUUCACCGAUAUUCAACAUGUUUCAUAUGUAACAGCUAUGAAUGUAUGGACAGCUGCGAGUCUUGCUUUCGUUUUCCUUGCCGUUGUUGAAUAUGCUUAUAUAAAUGUUCACACUCGAAAACAUAUCAGAAAGACGAUGACACAAGCAACCAGCACUAUUUCUAUGAACACCACAAAUCACAAAAUAAAUAACAACAUUAUAACCAUUCCAAAUGUUGAUGCAAAAAGCAUUCAGAGUUCUGGCAAAAAAUACAUUCUUAACAAUAUGGAUGUGGACAACAAAAGAGGAAGAAGAGUGGACCGUCACGCACGCUUCGUUUUCCCAAUGUGUUACAUUUUAUUCAACAUCAUUUACUGGUCUUUUUAUAUGGUCUGGGAACCAGUCAAAGACACAGUUGCAUGAAACUUACCGACAUCAUUUUGCACAUAUUGUAUGAUGUGUUUGUUCGGUGUUACCAUUUAAAAAGUACUGCGUAUUGGGCAUGUCUCGUGUUCGAUACGAUGUCAAAAGAACUUCCAAUACCAACUAAGUGAUCUCAAAUCUUUCACUUUAACAUCUUUUACUCAUAAAACUGUAUAUUUUAUGUAGGGUAUUUGUUUUCAAUUGUGUCCAGCUUAAAACGUCGGCAUCGAUUCU